Molecule: messenger RNA, 992 nt
Organism: Gloeophyllum trabeum ATCC 11539
Lineage: Eukaryota; Fungi; Basidiomycota; Agaricomycetes; Gloeophyllales; Gloeophyllaceae
Product: 20S proteasome subunit
Exons: 9
Coding region: 68-886 (272 amino acids)
Biological process (GO): ubiquitin-dependent protein catabolic process
Cellular component (GO): proteasome core complex, alpha-subunit complex; nucleus; proteasome core complex
Source: RefSeq, a predicted model, not a curated record
GCGUCACAUUGGGAUCUCGUCUGGCUCUGCACACUCACUCGAAGGACAUCCUACUUUGAACUACACUAUGUCGAGAUCCUAUGACCGCGCUCUCACCGUCUUCUCGCCCGAUGGGCACUUGUUCCAAGUAGAAUACGCCAACGAAGCUGUCCGGAGAGGAACGUGCGCCGUUGGCCUUCGCGGAAAGGAUGUCGUGGUGCUGGGCGUCGAGAAGAAGUCUGUCCUUCAGCUUCAGGAUCCACGUACCGUGCGGAAAGUAGUUAUGCUGGACGAUCAUAUCUGUCUCGCUUUCGCAGGUCUGACCGCCGAUGGACGUGUUCUGAUUGACAAAGCGCGGAUGGAAUGCCAGAGCCACCGUCUGACUGUUGAGGACCCUGUCACCGUAGAAUACAUCACGAGGCACAUAGCCGGUAUUCAGCAGCGAUACACACAAUCAGGAGGUGUACGGCCAUUUGGGAUUGCCACCUUGAUCGUUGGUUUCGACCCCCAUGAUACCCGGCCAAGGCUAUACAUGACGGAGCCUAGUGGUAUUUACAGUGCAUGGAAGGCAAACGCUAUUGGCCGUUCAUCAAAGACCGUCCGGGAAUUCCUAGAGAAGAACCACAAGGAUGACCUCUCGCGGGAUGAGACGAUCAAGCUGACGAUCAAGAGUCUGCUGGAGGUUGUACAGACCGGUGCCAAAAACAUUGAAAUUAGUGUCAUGGAGAGCUAUGGGAAGGUUACUGCACUCGACCUGUCGCAGAUCGAGGCAAUUGUGCAAGAGAUCGAGAGGGAGAAGGAAGCGGAGGCCGAAAGGAAAAGGUCAAGACUCGCGGCCACAGCUGCUGGUCAGGCCGCGAUGUCUUCUCGAGCUGGAGACGCCGGGCAGCCAUCCGGGCAACAGUAAACAGUCAUGUCUCACUCUGUUAUAUCCAGUCUUCGUCCUUAUUUUAGCGAUGCUCUUACUCCGUUCCUCUGGGUUGUUCUGCCAUCCAGCUCUUCGCAAAGGUGCG